Molecule: messenger RNA, 1188 nt
Organism: Lachnellula hyalina
Lineage: Eukaryota; Fungi; Ascomycota; Leotiomycetes; Helotiales; Lachnaceae
Exons: 2
Coding region: 1-1188 (395 amino acids)
Biological process (GO): positive regulation of transcription by RNA polymerase II
Cellular component (GO): nucleus
Molecular function (GO): transcription cis-regulatory region binding; DNA-binding transcription factor activity
Source: RefSeq, a predicted model, not a curated record
AUGGUAGGAUGGCACUCUCGGUCGAAGUAUUCGUUAGACCCGUCCACGAGCCUCAAAUUUGGGUACGAGGCUGGAUUGACAGGCCAGGAAUCGUCUUUCCUGCAAUACUAUACUGAUGUUUUGUCCCGUAUGGUGACCACAAUCGAUGACAUGAAUAACGGAUUCCGAACAACUUUACUUCCUGUUGCACUUUCACACGCGAGCAAUGCAGCAACAGGGCUCCUGCAUGCAGUAUAUGCACUCUCGGCUUACCAUCUCAAGGGUCAUGAUGCGGCAAUCAGCUACAAGCUUUUAGCCAUAAGAUAUUUGUCACGAUCCUUGCGGCAGGGCGAGGAUGCGACCCUCGCUCAGUUCGCUGCAAGUAUGAUGCUGUGCAUUGGGGAUGUAUUCGACUCUGCAGAUGGAAGCUGGCCUUAUCAUCUUGCUGCCGCAAAGUCACUCAGUGCGCAGCUACCCAACGGAGACCAUAGCAAGGAUCUACUCUUUCUCCAGACAUUACUUGAGUAUCAUGAUAUACUGAAAGGAUUCAGCUCUGGUCGCAUCUCAGGCACCGACUCUUUGUCCAGCGCAGCCACGAUCACCAUGCCCAGGGAAACACAGGAAGAUACCAUCAUAAUUGGAGCACUGGGCUGCUCGCGUGAGCUGAUGAAUCUCAUAGCUCUCAUCACACGUUUACAGAAUUUUACACCUCUCCCGGAUCAUCUAGUGCUUUUACCAAAUUUGAUACACACUCGACUUGGAAAUCUUGUUCAAAUUCCCAUCAUCGACGCCGAUGCACACUCCGGACAGCUUGACUCCAAACGCAUCCUUCAAACGGCCGAGUUAUACCGACUGGCCGCUUUGAUUUACCUCCACACAACUCUUCUUCCACUACCGCGGCCUUCAUCUCCACUUCAGUCACUAGUGUCACGUUCUCUUGAACUCCUAGAAAUGUUCCCAGUCUGUACAUCCCCAUGGCCUUUGUUUGUUACCGCUCUUGAAGUGAACAAUGAUACCGAUCGAGUCCGAGUUCUGCAUGUUCUCGAAGUCAUGCAACGAGUCAGAAGGAUCGGCAAUGUCGAUGUGCUACAAAAAGUAGUCGAGACAUUCUGGAAACAGAUGGAUCUGAGAGGUGCUGGGCAUCAUGAUGAAAGAUUUGAUUGGAGGGAAUUGUUUGACAUGCGUGGCCGUCUGCCAAGUUUCAUUUAA